CUCCACCCCCCCCUUUUUUUCUAAUCUCCCCUCCGCCCGUCAACAAUGGCCUCCAGACCUGCUGCCAGAGCCCUGCGCUCUUCCUUCUCCCGCAGCCUGGCGUCUUCUGCCUCAAAGGCCUCCCGCCGUACCUUCAUCUCCGCCACCAAUGCCCGCCCUGCCCUCGCCGCCAAAGCUGCUCCCAUUGCUGCCCCCUUCGCCCAGCAGGCCCGUGGCAUAAAGACAAUCGACUUUGCUGGCACAAAGGAAACCGUCUACGAGCGUGAGGAUUGGCCCGGAGAGAAGCUCUUGGACUACUUCAAAAAUGAUACCCUCGCCCUCAUCGGCUACGGCUCCCAGGGCCACGGCCAGGGCCUCAACCUCCGUGACAACGGCCUCAACGUCAUCGUCGGUGUUCGCAAGGAUGGUGCAUCCUGGAAGGAAGCCGUCCAGGAUGGCUGGGUCCCCGGAAAGAACCUCUUCGACGUCAACGAGGCCAUCAACAGGGGCACCAUUGUCAUGAACUUGCUCAGCGACGCCGCCCAGAGCGAGACCUGGCCCGCCAUCAAGCCCCUCUUGACCAAGGGAAAGACCCUCUACUUCUCCCACGGCUUCUCCCCCGUCUUCAAGGAUCUCACCAAGGUUGAUGUCCCCAAAGACAUCGAUGUCAUCCUCGUCGCUCCCAAGGGCUCCGGCCGCACUGUCCGCUCCCUCUUCAAGGAAGGACGUGGCAUCAACUCCUCCGUCGCCGUCUACCAGGACGUCACCGGCAAGGCCAAGGAGAAGGCCGUCGCCCUCGGUGUCGCCGUCGGCAGCGGUUACCUCUACGAGACCACCUUCGAGAAGGAGGUCUACUCCGACCUCUACGGUGAGCGUGGCUGCCUGAUGGGCGGCAUCCACGGCAUGUUCCUCGCCCAGUACGAGGUCCUCCGUGAGCGUGGCCACAGCCCCAGCGAGGCCUUCAACGAGACCGUCGAGGAGGCCACCCAGAGCUUGUACCCAUUGAUCGGUGCCAACGGCAUGGAUUGGAUGUACGCCGCCUGCUCCACUACCGCUCGCCGCGGCGCCAUCGACUGGAGCAGCAAGUUCAAGGAUACCCUCAAGCCUCUCUUCAAUGAGCUGUACGACAGCGUCAAAGACGGAAGCGAGACCAAGCGCUCCCUCGACUACAACUCCCAGCCUGAUUAUCGUGAGAGAUACGAAAAAGAGAUGCAGGACAUCCGUGACUUGGAGAUCUGGAGAGCCGGAAAGGCAGUCAGGUCCCUCCGUCCGGAGAAUCAGAAAUAGGAGCUGUAACAUUAGAUACCUUCCGGUCCAUAGUUUCUUUGGUUCAACCUUUUUUUUUUUUUUUUUUUUUUGCCAAAUAUUUUUUUUUAACGUGUGAUAAUGAGAAAGAGCUAUUAAUUCAUUUUCUUUAAAAGUUUAUGUCUUCAACCUCAUCCUUGCUCUUCUGGAGCUCCUUGGAUCCCUGCUUUCACGUUUUAUUCCUCGUAUUCGGCCCC
Coccidioides posadasii C735 delta SOWgp is the source of this 1481-nucleotide messenger RNA. RefSeq names its product Bifunctional acetohydroxyacid reductoisomerase (gene ILV5). The record is from RefSeq and is a predicted model, not a curated record. Gene Ontology annotation, biological process: L-valine biosynthetic process. Gene Ontology annotation, molecular function: ketol-acid reductoisomerase activity. Lineage: Eukaryota; Fungi; Ascomycota; Eurotiomycetes; Onygenales; Onygenaceae. Gene Ontology annotation, cellular component: mitochondrion.